CAGGCCAAGUGCGGACACAGAAAAACAAAACAAAUUUAAUCAUAACAAUUUUACGAUUUGUGGUUUAAAAUUAAAAGUGUACAAAGUAACUCAAACGUUAGAAUUUAGUGGUAGUGAGUUAGAUAUGAGUGCAAACAUUAAAGAAAACAAUAAUUAAAAAUUUCAAUUAAUAAUUCAAAACAAUAUCAAUCUUUGAAGGAAUGAACGAUUAAUUUAUUUAGCUUAAUGACUUAUCUUGGAAUCGCUGACGUUCGGCUGUGGUUUGACAGCCGUCAAAGAGAUAAGUUCUUUAUUAGGUUCAGCCUAAUUCGCUGAUUGUCAAACAAACAAAAUCAAAAUCGCAAAAAAAUAAAAGUUGUUAUUAGUUAGCUUUAGUAGCUACUACAAAAAAUAAAAAAUAGUAAAAAUACCGAGAAAUACCGUAAAAUCUGCAUAAUACCUCUUUGUGAAUAAUGAAAUGUGCAUUUAAUCAUUUUACAAACCGACAAAAUAACGUCGACAUCAAAAAGUGAAGACAAACUUGUGUACAGGAAAGUUGAAGUUGAAGGUGGAAAGCAAGACAAGUGUGUAGUGAGUGUCGCGGAAAAAGUGAAAGAAUACAAUUCAACGGACGAGACAGCUACUGCAGCUCGUAAUUAGUAUCCAUGAUGGAGCUAGAACCACGGGUGGCUUUAUUGCAAGAUUUACGUUUGCAGACAUUUGAUUCGAUACGUUUUGCCUCAUAUCGCACCGCUUCGAAAUUGCGUUACAUUCAAAAGUCCACAAAUCUGCACUUGGUCGAUAUUUGGAAUGUGAUUGAGGCAUUUCGAGAAAAUGGUCUAAACACUCUGGAGCCCCAAAGCGAUGUGAGUGUGGCGCGUCUGGAGACAUUGGUUUCAUCACUAUAUCACAAUCUGAACAAACGACUGCCAACGGCACAACAGGUUCCUGUCGACUCAAAGGCUGGUUUGUUACUUAAUUGGUUGUUAGCAGCAUAUACCACCGAUAAUUCGGGGAAAAUUCGCGUUUUCUCCAUAAAGGUGGCCCUGGCCACCAUGUGUUCUGGCAAGUUGGUGGAUAAACUAAGAUAUAUAUUCUCACAGAUCUCAGAUGGUGCUGGCCAAUUGGUUAAUUGGAAAUUGGCCGAAUUCUUGAAAGAGGUUCUUGCUUUACCUGCCGCUGUUUAUGAAUCUCCCACAUUCCACUAUAAAGAUGGCCUGGAAGAGCAAAUAUUUCCUUCGGAAAAUAAAAUUACUGUGAAUGAUUUCAUGGCAACACUUAUGUCCGAGCCGGGGCCAUCGUGUCUGGUGUGGCUGCCGCUUUUGCAUCGUUUGGCCACGGUUGAAACAAUUGUGCAUCCCACAAUCUGCUCUGUCUGUCACAAGGAAAACUUUACUGGCUUUCGUUAUCGUUGUCAGCGGUGUCACGCCUACCAAUUGUGCCAGGAGUGCUUUUGGCAUGGCAAGACAUCGCUGAAUCAUCAAAACGAUCACGAAGUCAAAGAGUACUCAAGCUAUAAAUCACCCAGCAAGCAGAUUGGCCACUCGUUGCGCAAAAGUUUCCGAUGUGUGCCCGAAAAGACGACCCAAGUGUUGCCACGAUUUCCAGAGCAGCCGGAGAAGACAUUGAAUUUGUCGCAUAUUGUGCCACCCUCACCAUUGCCUUCGCAUAAUGGUUUCGCUGAUCCCUCACUACUGCACGGGUUGGGUGGUCCUAUACCAGGCGGCGGAGGAGGAGGUAUUGGUGGUCUUCUGUUUGAUCGUUCCAGUACUCUAGACUCAAGAGCCACCGGUCGCAGCAUUGACAGUGCAAAUGGUACUUCCACUUCGCGUGUAGCUGCAGCGUCCGCCAAUGAUGAAGAGCAUCGUUUAAUUGCCCGCUAUGCAGCUAGAUUGGCUCAAGAAAAUCGUGCGCCCAGUAAUUCAAGCAAUACCGACAACAUAGCCUCGGACAACUCAAGAGCUCAACGCGAACUUAUAUCUCAAUUGGAGUGUAAAAAUAAGGAAAUAAUGCGAGAAAUAGCUAGACUCAGGCGGCAGCAGGAAGCUGAACAAAUGGCUCCAGAAAAUCCAGCACUGAUAAAUGAGCUGAGAGCUCUGCGCCAAAGAAAGGGCGAGCUGGAGGGACAUUUGGGAGCCCUACAGGAUUCGCGACGCCAAUUAAUGGAGCAAUUGGAAGGUCUCAUGCGCAUGUUGAAAAAUCAACAGACCUCAUCACCCAGAUCAACACCAAAUUCUAGUCCUCGCUCUGGUAAAUCGCCACCCAUGCCAAUAGCCGGCGCCCCAGUGGGCAGCGGUGGUCUCAACGCCUUGGGCACCUCACCCAUGGGCUCUUUGCUCAAUCAAGUACCGCCUCAUUCAAUGCUAGCAGCUGGCAAUGUUUUGCGUUUGCAGCAGCAGGCUUCUCCCAUGAAUCAAAACCAGUUCGGUCCAAAUCCUCUGGAUCCCAUGAAUGUCGGUGAAGUACGAGCAGGUGGUUUCAGUAGCAAUGGUAGCGGAAUUGAUACCACCGAAUAUUUUCCUAAUGACAAAAAUGAAGAAAAUCUUCAAGCCGAGUUUAAUGCCUCAAACGAUGAAGAAGCACUUCCUUCCAUAGAUAUGUUGUCGACACUUCUUAAUGAUCUGAAUACAGUACAAAGGUUAAGCCCUUCGCAGGCCCGCUUUAUAAUGCCUUUAGUAGACAUACUUCGUCACAUAGAAGGUGAUGAAUCGGCCGAGGAAGCGGACGAGGCUUACGAUAAUUUCGAUAUGGAUUACAAUUUUGGCCUUAGCCUAGGCGAUAGUGGCAUAUCAAGUAUACGUCUACAACAACAACAACACCAGCAGCAGCAUACUGGCGAUAUUCCCGAUCACCAUCACCAAACACCAGGAGGAGCAGGAGGAAUGUGCCCCUCCAAUUUGAAUUUUGAAUUUCACUUUGACCACGACACCGAAGAAGUUGAAUUAGAUUCUGAUUUCGAUAUUGAUGAGGAACAUGCCCACAUUAAUCGUGUCAUGGGCUAUAAACAUUAUCCCGAAGUGCUUAUAGACGAUGCAGAUGCUGGCUUUCCUCUGUUGCAUGAAAUCGAUUUUGAUGACCCACAAUCAAUUAAUGUCGACUGGACGGAUAAGACCAACACAGCAGCCAGUAGCCAGUGGCAGGAACAGUUUGCCCAGUGGUCUUUGCACACGCAAAAGAACUAAUUCCAUGUUUGGUGUUUUAAAACAACACAUAAAAUUCAACUAAACUUUAGAUAUAACACAACAACACAUCCAUGCAUACAUGCGUCGUUGUCAAAAAAGGAAACAAACAUAACGUACGUCAUGGCAGGCAAAAAAAGAAGAUAUACUAGAGAUGGAACUUCAAAUAAAUUGAUUAAAUAUAUACAUACAUGCAUACAUAAUAUGUAAACUUAGUUCAAAUAUACGAUCUACAUAUUUAUUAUUAUUAAUAUAACUUUUAUCCUAAUUUUUAUCAUGAAACAAGAAAGAAAGCAAAAACACUAAAACAACAAAAUGUGAAAUGAUCCAUAUUUUUUAAUAGUAACUAACUAUAAUUAUUAUCUAUAAAUACCAUAUACAUAAUAAUAAUUAUUAUUAUUGUUUAAUUAUUGAAUGAUGAAUGAAUGUCGAGGAUGAUGACAACCUUAGCGCAAGAGAAGAAGCAAAAAGCUUAGAUUUGUUAAACUAAUGGAUAUUAUUAUUAAUUUUAAUUUUUAAGAACCAAAAAACAGAAAACCUUAAAACCCAACUAAUUAUGAAGAAAAUACCAACUCAUUUGCAAAAUGUUUGAUAUACUUUAAUAUAUACACAUGCAUACAUAUAUGAGAAACCUAAAACAUAACAAAAAAAUAUAUUUAAUAUUUAAUAAUUUCUUUGUUAAAUCUAAAAGCAACAACAAUACCCCUAAAGACUAAUAUAACAAUUUUAAAAAAUGCCAGAAGAAGAAGAAAAAACAAAGAAAACUGUUAACACAAACCAACAAUUCAAUGCUAAAGUCUUGUCAGUAAAACAACUCAACUAAACAUAAAACAAACAAAUAAACACCAACACCAAUCACCGCCAUUAUUAAUGAAAAACCAACUGUUUUCCUAAUUUUCGAAAAUUUUAAACACAAAAAAAAAACAUUCUAAAACUAUUUUCGACGCUCGGUCUUCGUGUGAAACCAAUAAACCAAAAUCAUAUAACAAGUUUACAGCCAUGGCGAAACAAUUAAAGGUGGUCUCAUUUGUACAACAACCAUAAAUCAUAUGGUGCAAUCCGCCAUCUUGCCAUCAAGCUGAUCGACGUUUUGCCAACAUACACAAAAAAAUAUGUGUGCGUGUGCGUACAUGAGCAGAGAAUGUGCGAGAUAGAAGAUGACAACAAAGAGAAUGCAAACAAUAUCCUGGCAUCUUAAUACCGUCAAACCAGGCCAGCUGUUAACAGCUGUUCGCGUGAGGCCACCUUUUUAAAUCCGCUUUGGUUUACAGCACUAAAGUACGACCUGGCCCAAAUUACGGAUACCCACCACCCUAUGAUUUUGACAAAACUAGAAGAAAUUUUAUGAACUUACAGUCACAGCCAAUAAACUUGUGUUACUCGAACGAACGGUUAUCAUUUUUGAAAGAAAAUUCCAAUUGUUUUAGAGAAAAUUUCAAUAUUAUUUUUAGUGAAGAAAUUUUGUCUUUAGGGAAAAUGUCAUUGAAAUUUUGUCUUUAUAGAAAAUUAAAAAUUUUGUCUUUAGGGAAAAUUAUUUCUUCGCCUAAACUAAAGUCAAACAACAACACACAACAGUAAUUUAUUUACCCAUUAAGCUGAGUAUUCUGUUCAGCUUUUCAAGCGGAAUGCUGUCAAACUCCAUAUAAAAAACGUCGACGUCACGUGGGCUGAAAAAGGCGGAAAAAUAGUACUCUAUUUAUAGUGAGGAAAAUUGCAAAAAAAAAUGAAAGUGGCAACAGCAAUGGUGUCAAACUCCAUAUAAAAAAACGUCGGCGAAACGUUGGCUAAAAAGGGCGGAAAAAUAGUACUCUGUUUAUAGUGAGGAAAAUUGCAAAAAAAAAAAAUAAAGUGGCAACACUUGAAACCAUUGCCGGUAUCAUUUUAAUUGGUUUCAAUGGUUCGGUUUCCUUUAUUUAUUUGAGAAAAAGUAUAUAAAAUAGAGAAAACAAUAAGUGCAUAUAAAGAAACGUGUUUUGGUAUGGAAAUAAAAACAUUUGAUUCCUAUCAAAUUUCGCUCGCGGAACAAUUACAAAUCUCAGCGGCUAUUGCGAAAGUAGAAUAGAAUACCAAACCUUAGUUUGUUAUGUAGAAAAAAGCUAUCCCCGUUUAGCUAAGCGGCUAAUCUUAUAGCCGUUUACUAAAAGAUAUGGUGUAAACAUUUAAUUUGAAUGACAAAACUAAAAGAGAAAGAAUGUAACAUAUUUACUCAUUGAAAGCGUGCGUCGAAUGAUACACGAUAUAUUCAUUUACAGGUAGUGGCAGUUGCCCAACAACAAAAUAUUGAGUGCACUAUCCGUCAAAAUCAGUGAUUAGUGCAACUCUGAUUUUGUAUACGUUACUAGUUCGCGCAUUUUUUCGUUGUUUGUGUGUGCAUGGUUCUUAACUAUAAUACACACACACAACCAAAACUCGUUGACAGAUAGUGCACUUCGUGAGAAAAAAUUGUAUUCAGCAGUUAACGGUACAUUACCUGGUAAUUAUGUCAUGCUCUCAGCUGCCUUAUAACCAUGUCGGAUAUGGUGCAAGUUUGGUGCUUAGAACUUUCAUUAAAACUGAAGUGUGUGAUAAGAAGAGCUUUGGACAAUAUUUAUGGUAGUGGGUAUUCAACGUUCGACUCAGCCAAACUUAAAGGGCUUUUGCUUGUUAUUUUUUUCAAUAAAAAUAUUCCCAAAACUACUUUCGUUAGGAUUAUUAAAAACAAAAAAAAUCAAUUUUAGUUCAAUUAUUACAUACAUAUGCAUACAAAAAUACAAACAAGCAACACACAUAGUACACACAAAAUACAUACAUACAUAAAACAAAAACAAAAAAAAAAUAAACAUUUCCUUAAACUCAAGUUAAACUGCUUUAAAACAAAAGAAAAACAAAAAAGGAUAUAAGUAAAAACAAAAUUAAAAGAAACAAAAACGUUUAAACUCAAGUAACAUAUACAUAUUUACGUUUAGUACAUAGGUACGUAUGUAUAUACAUAUUAAUACAUACCUAGAAUGGCAUACAAGAAACAUAAAUACAUACUUCAUAUUUAUAGUAAUCCAAAAUAUUAAAUUAAUCAAUGAAAAGGAUAAAAAGAAAAUGAAGUUUAUUGAAAAAACAAAAAUGAGAGACAAACGAUUUAAUAAUUAUUCCACUAUACAUACAUACAUACAACAUAUAUAGUAUGCUGCGUACUUAAUCCUUUUUAAAUAGAAUUUAUAAAUCAUAAACAUACAAGCCCACAGCGCCCACACGCAGACAGACACCCACCCCCUACCACCACCACCACCACCAUUAUCACACAAUGACCCGAUAUAAAUGCGUAUGUAUAGACCAACAUCCAGCAAAAAAACCAGUGCAAAUUAAACAAAAGUUAUUGAAGCCAUGCAUCACACUCUGGCAUACAUACAUACGUAUAACAUGAAAUAUUAAACAAAAUAAAAAAAACAUGAGAAAUUAAAACAGAAAUUUUAAA
Molecule: messenger RNA, 6606 nt
Organism: Stomoxys calcitrans (stable fly)
Lineage: Eukaryota; Metazoa; Arthropoda; Insecta; Diptera; Muscidae
Product: dystrobrevin beta
Exons: 10
Coding region: 645-3161 (838 amino acids)
Biological process (GO): synaptic signaling
Cellular component (GO): synapse; plasma membrane
Molecular function (GO): zinc ion binding
Source: RefSeq, a predicted model, not a curated record